AUGGAGUCCGUUUUGGAAAGGUGGGAAAGGCAUUGGCGACCUUCCAAGGGCUUCCAAGUACGCACAGGUGGAUUCUGGUGCUGUGCCGGGUUUCGGACCAUCGCCCGGGCCCCGUGUGCCUUGAUCUUCCGUGCGUUUCAGAUGUUGGCCCAUCGAGACAAGGAGAGAUACCUUGCCCACUUGGCUGCGCUGGCUGAGCGCUAUGAUGAGGUGAUCGAACACAUGAAGCAAGUCAUUCAAACUGGACCCCAGCUGAGCGUUGAAGAGCGCAACCUGCUCUCCGUGGCCUACAAGAACAAGGUUGGCAUGCUCCGAAGCGCCUUCCGUGCCAGCCAGGGUGUAGCAAAGACUGCCUCUAGCGACGAGGCUCAAUAUGCCGAAGAAUAUCUUCAGAAGGCGCAAGAAGAAGGAAUUCGCUCCUGUGAGGACCUCAUUGCUCUGCUGGAAGAUCUCUUGCUGCCCAAUGCCUUGGAUCCUGAAAUGAAGGUCUUCUUUCUGAAGAAUCGGGCGGAUUACUAUCGCUACACCGCCGAGUUCCGCGGGACUGACCGAGCUGCCGUUGCGCGGGCCAGCGAGGUCUACCAGGAAGCGAUAGAUGCAGUGCAGGAGCACCUUGCAACAACUCAUCCGAUUCGCCUGGGUAUGGCCUUGAGCCGAGCUGUUUUCAGUUAUGAGAUCCUGAAUUUAAAGCCAGAAGCCUGCAACAUAGCUCGCAAGGCUUUUGAUGAUGGCCUGAAAGAAUUAGAUGAAAUCCCAGAAGAGCACUACAAGGACUCCACGCAAAUUCUUCAAAUGCUCCGCGACCAUUUGACACAGUGGACCAGCGCAGUGGAGUAG
Messenger RNA from Cladocopium goreaui, 837 nucleotides. The record is from the annotation of a GenBank genome assembly. Lineage: Eukaryota; Dinophyceae; Suessiales; Symbiodiniaceae.